AUGUCUACGGUAGCAAGCUUGACCUAUGUCACAGCAAAGACGACCGACGGUAAAAAGCAUUGGGUCGAGGGCGGCGUGACAGAGGGUAGGAGUAACUUUACCGAAGAGAAUCACCGCCUCACGAUUCAUGACCUCUCCGAUCCUGCUACAGAACUCAAACCAUCUCUCGAUGUCAAUGGAUUCGAAGUUGUUUCUCAUGCAGCUGUUGAAAAGGACUUUUUGAACGAAGAAGCCAUCAAAUCAGGCUACUACAAGGAGAUGGAAGAGUUUCUCAAGGGACACACUGGCGCAUCUCGCAUAUUUCUCUUUGAUCACACAAUCAGGAAGCCAAAUACUCUCCGUGGCCCGUACCCUCGCGUGCACGUCGACCAAACUACCAAGGCAGCUUACAAACGUGUCGAGAAGCACCUGCCGGAGCUGGCGUCAAGUCUGAUUCAGAAACGCUUCCAGAUCAUCAACAUGUGGCGACCAAUUGAGAACCCAGCAUACAAGCAUCCGCUUGCCUUUGCCGACUUCAGCUCCGUGGAUGUCAAGCAAGAUUCAUUCGCCACGGAUCGCAUUGACCUCGACAAUCCGGGCGUUGAACCGGGUGAAACGGUUGCUUUAGCGUACAACGAAGCGCACAGAUGGUACUAUCACAAGGAUCUUGCGACAGACCAAGUUGUUCUGAUCAAGUGCUUUGACAGUGAUGGAACAGUUGCCACUUUUUCGCCUCACACAGCAUUUGUUGAUGACCAGUCUGAUCCAAGCAAACCUGAGCGACAGAGUAUCGAGCUACGCGCUCUUGUCUUUUACGAUUAA
Messenger RNA from Protomyces lactucae-debilis, 801 nucleotides. RefSeq lists its product as uncharacterized. The record is from RefSeq and is a predicted model, not a curated record. The coding region runs from base 1 to 801 and encodes 266 amino acids. The transcript has a single exon. Gene Ontology annotation, molecular function: oxidoreductase activity. Lineage: Eukaryota; Fungi; Ascomycota; Taphrinomycetes; Taphrinales; Protomycetaceae.